Messenger RNA from Trichoderma aggressivum f. europaeum, 1311 nucleotides. RefSeq lists its product as uncharacterized. Gene Ontology annotation, molecular function: FAD binding; monooxygenase activity. The record is from RefSeq and is a predicted model, not a curated record. The coding region runs from base 1 to 1311 and encodes 436 amino acids. NCBI's taxonomy places the organism in Eukaryota, Fungi, Ascomycota, Sordariomycetes, Hypocreales, Hypocreaceae. The transcript is spliced from 2 exons.
AUGGCCAUAGUAAGCAAACCGACAGUCUCGCCAGACACCUUCACCGUCGCCAUCCUUGGCGGUGGCAUCGGUGGUCUCGCCAUGGCUCUAUCUCUGGCCACGCAGGUUCCUUCUCUCAAGAACAUCACCGUCUACGAACAAGCACCGGCUUACAAGGAAAUCGGAGCCGGCAUCGGGAUCGGCGUCAACGCAGGCCGCAUCCUCAAGCGUUACGGCGUCUUCGAUGCCGCAAAUGCCAUCUCGGGCGACCGCAACGGCAUCCACCGCAGUUUGAGACGCUGGGACAACGGCGAUGAGAUUGUUUCCGUCAGCGCCAUGGACGAGGACGAGGCCAACGGUGGCGUUCGCCAGCUGAGCGUCCACCGCGCCGAGUUUCUGCAGGUUCUGUACGAGCAUAUCCGGGACACGACAUGCGCCAAGCUGGAGACGAACAAGAGGGCUGUUGAGAUUGUCGACGAUGCCAAGGGCGGCAGGGCAACCGUUCACUUCGCCGACGGUACCAGCGCCUCGGCCGAUCUCAUCAUUGCCUGUGACGGCAUCCACUCCAACGUGCGUCGCCAACUUUCCAAGGCCGCGGACAUGGCACCGCGAUACUCGGGUCGCGUCUGCUACCGUGGUCUGCUGCCAAUGUCAGCCGUUGAGAAGGACUGGCCUUAUGACUCCUUUGCAAUUUCAUGGCUGGGACCGGACAGGCACUUCCUCGUCUUCCCCAUCUCUCAGAACAAGACACUCAACGUUGUCGCCUUUGUGAGCAAGCCCGAGGCCGAGCUCGGUGACUUGAAGGAGAGUUGGUCAAGCACCGCCCCGCGAUCAGAGGUUGAGAAGGAGUUUGCUGGCUGGGAGGAGACGGUUCAGAAGGUGGUUCACGCCAUGGAGCCGAACCCUGGCAAGUGGAAGCUCAACGACCGCGAGCUGCUCGACCACUGGGUGUACCUAGGUGGAAAGGUUGCCCUCAGUGGUGACGCCGCUCACGCCAUGCUUCCUCACCAAGGUUCCGGUGCCGGCCACGCAAUCGAGGACUCAUUCGUCAUGGGCCAAGCCGUCAAGGCCUUCUUUGAAAACCCAUCUCUCGGCCUAGAAACAUACAUGAAGCUAUACCAAGAAACUAGACUGCCUCGCGCCCAAAAAGCCCAGCUGACAUCUCGCCAAGCCGGCGACGUCUACGAGAUGCAAGGCCCCGACUUUGACGGCCUGCACUUUGACCAGCGCCUGCAAGUCAUCCACGACAAGUUCAAGGACCGCAUGACUUGGGUUUGGGGCCACGAUCUGGAGGCCGACUUCAUCGCGACUCGGACUCGUCUUGGGCUGUAA